Paramuricea clavata is the source of this 670-nucleotide messenger RNA. The record is from the annotation of a GenBank genome assembly. Lineage: Eukaryota; Metazoa; Cnidaria; Anthozoa; Malacalcyonacea; Plexauridae.
AUGGACGGUGACGAAGAAAUUGAUACACUGGUGGACCCAUCAAAGCCAUAUUUUAGUGAAGACCCUGGCUAUCUUUUCUUCAAUUUGUCAAAUGUUCACCAAGCAUUUCAAGAAGGACAUAAUUGUAUAAUGGUACUUGGUCAGAGAGGGGACAUACAGCUUCCUAUGGAUUUGUUAUACCUGUAGAGACAGGCCAAGUUCUUGAUUAUGGUUUCGGUCAAAGAUUUGUACUUCGUGUAACGAACAAAAGGCAGAUAAGGAUUCGGAUGAUAUACAAGGUGUGGCAUGAUAAGCUAUUCCCCAAACCAGAAUGAAAGCCUGAAUGGAAUAGUCUGGUCUAAAGCACCAAAGCACAAGUAUAAGGGUCCAAAGGGCAAUCAAAAUGGUUCGGUACAGGGUCUGCUGUACUCCAAUUUGACAGCGGUUCGAAGGCGCGGCACGAGAUGAUGAAGGUGGCAAAAUCCCGUCUGGCAGGUUUACUGAAGAAGCAAGAGCCAGUAUGGACGAGAAGAGAAUAGCCUCUUCAAAAAGGAAAGCAAGCUUGGUAGAAAAAAGGAAAAGAAUUGCACAAAGACAAGCAAAGCUUGUUAGAGAACUGGAAACACGUGACGAUGAAGGUGGCCCAUUCUAUAGCAGCGAUGCGUUUAGUGAAGGGCGUUGCCGGGACUAA